Molecule: messenger RNA, 3726 nt
Organism: Jaculus jaculus (lesser Egyptian jerboa)
Lineage: Eukaryota; Metazoa; Chordata; Mammalia; Rodentia; Dipodidae
Gene: Npr1
Product: natriuretic peptide receptor 1
Exons: 22
Coding region: 1-3174 (1057 amino acids)
Biological process (GO): protein phosphorylation; cGMP biosynthetic process; intracellular signal transduction
Cellular component (GO): membrane
Molecular function (GO): guanylate cyclase activity; ATP binding; protein kinase activity
Source: RefSeq, a predicted model, not a curated record
AUGCCGGGGCCCCGGCGGCCGCGCGCGCUGCCGCUCCUGUUGCUGCUGUUGCUGCUGCCGCCGCCGCCGCUCCGGGGUGUCCUCGCGGGUGACCUGAAGGUGGCGGUGGUGCUGCCGCUGACCAACACCUCGUAUCCGUGGUCGUGGGCACGCGUGGGGCCGGCCGUGGCGCUGGCCCUGGCGCGCGUAAAAGCGCGGGGCGAUCUGCCUCGCGGCUGGACGGUGCGCACGGUGCUGGGCAGCAGCGAGGACGCGACGGGCGUGUGUUCGGACACGGCCGCGCCGCUGGCCGCCGUGGACCUCAAGUGGGAGCACAGUCCCGCCGUGUUCCUGGGGCCCGGCUGCGUGUACGCCGCAGCCCCCGUGGCUCGCUUCACGGCGCACUGGAGAGUACCUCUGCUGACCGCCGGGGCGCCGGCGCUGGGCUUCGCGGCCAAGGACGAGUACCCGCUGAUGACCCGCGCCGGACCCAGCCACGCCAAGCUCGGAGAGUUCGUGGCCGCGCUGCACCGCCGCCUGCGCUGGCAGCACCGGGCGCUCGUGCUCUACGCCUACCGGCCAGGCGACGACCGCUCCUGCUUCUUCCUCGUGGAGGGGCUGUACCUGCGCGUCCGAGAGCGCCUCAACAUCACCGUGGACCACGUGGAGUUCGCCGAGGAUGACCGCGACCACUACGCCAUGUUGCUGCGCACCGUGCAGCGCAAGGGUCGAGUGAUCUACAUCUGCAGCUCCCCCGAUGCCUUCAGGACCCUGAUGCUUCUGGCACUGGACGCCGGCCUGAGUGGGGAGGAGUAUGUUUUCUUCCACCUGGAUGUGUUUGGGCAAAGCCUGAAGGGCACUCGUGGCCCUGCCUCCCCAAGACCCUGGGAGAGAAAGGAUGGGCAGGAUGGCCGUGCCCACCAGGCCUUUAAGGCUGCCAAAAUCAUUACGUACAAAGAGCCAGACAACCCUGAGUACGUGGAGUUCCUGAAACAACUGAAACUCUUGGCUUACGAGCAGUUCAACGUCACCAUGGAAGACAGCCUGGAGAACACCAUCCCAGCGUCCUUCCACGACGGGCUCCUGCUCUACGUCCAGGCAGUGACGGAGACUCUGGCCCACGGGGGAACCGUCACUGAUGGGGAGGACAUCACUCAGCGGAUGUGGAACCGAAGCUUCCAAGGUGUGACCGGAUACCUGAAAAUCGAUAGCAAUGGAGAUCGGGAGACUGACUUCUCCCUCUGGGAUAUGGAGCCUGAGACUGGCACCUUCAGGGUCGCACUGAACUACAAUGGGACUUCCCAAGAGCUGGUGGCUGUGUCGGAGCGCAAACUCUACUGGCCCCUGGGGUACCCGCCUCCUGACAUCCCCAAAUGUGGAUUUGACAACGAGGACCCAGCCUGCAGCCGAGACCACUGGUCGGCUCUGGAGAUACUGGCUCUGGUGGGCAGCCUGGCCCUGCUGUGCUUUCUGGUGGUGUCCUUCUUCAUAUACAAGAAGAUGCAGCUGGAGAAGGAACUGGCUUCGGAGCUGUGGCGGGUGCGCUGGGAAGACGUGCAGCCCAGCAGCCUAGAGAGGCACCUCCGGAGCGCAGGCAGCCGGCUGACCCUGAGCGGGAGAGGCUCCAAUUAUGGCUCCCUGCUAACCACAGAGGGCCAGUUUCAAGUCUUUGCCAAGACAGCGUACUAUAAGGGUAACCUUGUGGCUGUGAAACGCGUGAACCGGAAACGCAUUGAGCUGACGCGAAAAGUCCUGUUCGAGCUAAAGCAUAUGCGGGAUGUGCAGAAUGAGCACUUGACCAGGUUUGUGGGCGCCUGCACGGACCCCCCCAACAUCUGCAUCCUCACAGAGUACUGUCCCCGUGGGAGUCUGCAGGACAUUCUGGAGAACGAGAGCAUCACUUUGGACUGGAUGUUCCGGUUCUCGCUCACCAACGACAUUGUCAAGGGAAUGCUGUUUCUACACAAUGGGGCUAUCUGUUCUCAUGGGAACCUCAAGUCAUCCAACUGCGUGGUGGACGGGCGCUUCGUGCUCAAGAUCACCGACUAUGGGCUGGAGAGCUUCAGGGACCCUGAGCCAGAGCACGGACACACCCUCUUCGCCAAAAAGUUGUGGACAGCCCCUGAGCUCCUUCGAAUGGCAUCCCCCCCUGCUCGGGGGUCCCAGGCCGGCGACGUGUACAGCUUUGGUGUCAUCCUUCAGGAGAUUGCCCUGAGAAAUGGGGUCUUCCACGUGGAAGGGUUGGACCUCAGCCCCAAAGAGAUCGUCGAGCGUGUGACUCGGGGUGAGCAGCCCCCCUUUCGGCCCUCCCCGGCCCUGCACUGCCACUUGGAGCUCGGGCAGCUGAUGCAACGGUGCUGGGCUGAGGAGCCGCAGGAGAGGCCGCCCUUCCAGCAGAUCCGCCUGGCGCUGCGCAAGUUUAACAGGGAGCACAGGGGCAACAUUCUGGACAACCUGCUGUCGCGCAUGGAGCAGUACGCAGACACCCUGGAGGAGCUGGUGGAGGAGCGCACGCAGGCCUACCUGGAGGAGAAGCGCAAGGCCGAGGCCCUGCUGUACCAGAUCCUGCCGCACUCCGUGGCUGAGCAGCUGAAGCGCGGUGAGACGGUUCAAGCGGAGGCUUUUGACAGCGUGACCAUCUACUUCAGUGACAUCGUGGGCUUCACGGCCCUGUCGGCCGAGAGCACGCCCAUGCAGGUGGUGACUCUACUCAAUGACCUCUAUACCUGUUUCGACGCUGUCAUAGACAACUUUGAUGUGUACAAGGUGGAGACUAUAGGUGAUGCCUACAUGGUGGUAUCAGGGCUGCCCGUGCGGAACGGGCAGCUCCAUGCCCGCGAGGUGGCCCGCAUGGCACUUGCGCUCCUGGAUGCUGUGCGCUCCUUCCGCAUCCGCCAUCGGCCUCAGGAGCAGCUGCGUUUGCGCAUUGGCAUCCACACAGGACCCGUGUGUGCUGGUGUCGUGGGGCUGAAGAUGCCCCGGUACUGCCUCUUCGGGGACACAGUGAACACGGCCUCAAGAAUGGAGUCCAAUGGGGAAGCCCUGAAGAUCCACUUGUCUUCUGAGACCAAGGCCGUCCUGGAGGAGUUUGAUGGCUUCGAGCUGGAGCUGCGAGGGGACGUGGAGAUGAAGGGCAAAGGCAAGGUUCGGACCUACUGGCUCCUGGGGGAGCGUGGGUGCAGCACCCAAGGCUGACCUGCCUUCCUUGCCGUCCCUCCUCAUCUCCUUUCCUGUGCCAGAGAUGUCAGAGGUGUGCCCACCCUUUACCUCUCCUGUGGCGGCCCCACCACUGUGGAAGGAUGGGAGUGCCUGAGCUGUCUCCCAGUGGGGUCACCAGGUGUGCCCUGAGAGUGGAAGAGGAAGGAGAGAGGCCUCAGCGCUCGCGGGGCUCACCCAACGACACAGUCACCCAUAGUGGCACGCGUGUGGGCACGCAACCCCAGCCUCACCCUUCUCCGGGCUGGUCGGAACGACGAAGGAAAUUCCGUACCCUCUUCCCUCCGCCUUGCUCCGCCGUGACUUUUAUUGGGAAAGAAUUUACUACUUGAUGGAGGAAUGUGAAGAGACUCCAGGUGAAUGGGCGGGGUGGGGCAGCCCAGGUCUGGGCCUAGCCCGCGUAGCCCACAAAUCUCACCCCUGCCCCCAGCUCCCCACCGAUGGACACACUGCAGUGAGGAGAGAAGAGGGGCGGUGAGCCCUCGAACCUUGCUUCUCCUUUCAGCAGAGACCAGUAAAGUCUUAAUUUCA